Molecule: messenger RNA, 1560 nt
Organism: Heterotrigona itama
Lineage: Eukaryota; Metazoa; Arthropoda; Insecta; Hymenoptera; Apidae
Source: the annotation of a GenBank genome assembly
AUGUCUGUCACUAAUCUUGACUCUCAACAAGAAUACGACAGUUAUGUUAAGUAAGUAACUCUGAAUAUAAGCGAUUCUAAAACUAAUAUAACCUAGUUGAAUUUUUAUUGCUCGAGAUAUAUUACAAUAUUCGAUUUCUAUUUCGAAAUAACAUUUAAAAUAGCGAGAAAAAAGUAUUUUCUAUCUUAUGAUGCAACAAAUUAAAUACUAUCAAGUAAUAAAAGAGAAGUAUUUUAUAAUGUUUUCGUUCGAUGUGAGAGAUCAGAAGUCACGAGUUUUUAUCGAUAUAGUUUCGUGAUAAAAUAGGAAAAUUGCUGCUAUUGUCGUAUGGAAAUUCGUGGUAUUCAAGAUCGCUUGUUUGUCAUGUCAGGUCACAAGAUCUUUCCGUUGUUCACUUCUACACACCUUGGGCCGAUCAGUGUUCGCAGAUAAACGACGUGAUAGAGGAAAUGAGCAAACUAGCCGAGUACACGGGAGUUAAAUUCGCCAAGAUUGAAGCUGAAAAGAUACCUGACGUGUCGUUAAAGGUUGGCAUCAGUGCAGUACCGACGGUUAUUCUCAUAAGAAAUGAUACUAUACUCGAUAGAAUCAAUGGAGCUGACCCAUCUGCGAUAGCGCAAAAGAUCAAGCGUCAUUUGAGCAACAAUGAUAUUUCAAUCGACGCGUGUAAACCGAAAGAGAAACUUGAAGAAAGACUAAAGAAAUUAAUAAAUCAAGCAUCUUGUAUGUUGUUCAUGAAAGGAUCUCCCACAAAUCCACGUUGUGGAUUUUCUAGAAUAAUAGUCUCUAUCUUAGAUUCCUAUAAGGCAGAUUAUCAGACGUUUGAUAUUUUGCAAGAUAAUGAUGUUAGAGAAGGACUUAAGAAGUUUAGCGAUUGGCCAACGUAUCCUCAGUUGUACAUUAAUGGGAAACUCAUUGGAGGAUUAGAUAUUGUAAAAGAAUUGGUUGAUUCUGGAGAGCUGGAGAACAUGUUACCUAAAAAGAGUUUUGGUUCAUCAGCUUUUUCAUUAUCCAAUGUAAUAAUAAGACGGCCAUCUGGAGCAGUCUUGAAUUCACGAUCUUUCCGUUUUGCAGCUGUCGUUUUGGAAUUUAUAACUCCAGUUAUAAAACAACAAUUUUAUCAUGCUGUGUAUUAUACAGAAUUACUUACUUUUAAUGGAAUAAGAUUUAGUACCGUCUCUGGUCCAAGAAACUUUAUCGCAGCUCCGAUAGCGUAUUCAGCGUCAUUUUUCAAUGUAAAAUUAUAACAAUCACGUAAAACAGCCAGAUUUUUUAAUAUUUCUAUUAAUUGCGGACUUUUCGCUUUACCAGUUAUCUGUAAUAAAAGACGUAUAAUAGAAAGAUAUCGAACAUUGAUAGAAAGAUAAAGGAGAGAAAAUAAAUAUUACCUCAAAAAGUAGAGCUAUUAAAUGAAAAAUAUAAUACCAAGCUUCCAAAUAUCGAUAAUGUAAGGCUUCACGCAUUAUUAGAGUUAUCUGAUCAAUAGCGUCUUUAUAUCUACAAGUGUGAAAUAAUAUAAAAUAUAAAAUAUAAAAUAUAAAAUAUAAAUUAUAGAUGUAA